This is a messenger RNA of Trichechus manatus latirostris (Florida manatee), 2484 nucleotides long. RefSeq names its product zinc finger and BTB domain containing 22 (gene ZBTB22). The transcript has a single exon. NCBI's taxonomy places the organism in Eukaryota, Metazoa, Chordata, Mammalia, Sirenia, Trichechidae. The record is from RefSeq and is a predicted model, not a curated record. Gene Ontology annotation, biological process: regulation of transcription by RNA polymerase II. Gene Ontology annotation, molecular function: DNA-binding transcription factor activity, RNA polymerase II-specific; RNA polymerase II cis-regulatory region sequence-specific DNA binding; protein binding. The coding region runs from base 1 to 1905 and encodes 634 amino acids.
AUGGAGCCAUCUUCUCUGUCUCCCAGUGGGGCAGCACUGCCCCUGCCCCUACCGCUGGCCCAGCCCCCACUGCCAGCGGCUGCCGUGGUACACGUGUCUUUCCCUGAGGUGACCAGUGCCCUCCUGGAGUCCCUUAACCAGCAGCGGCUGCAGGGCCAGCUCUGCGAUGUGUCCAUCCGAGUGCAGGGCCGAGAGUUCCGGGCUCAUCGUGCUGUUCUGGCCGCCUCCUCCCCUUACUUCCACGAUCAGGUCCUACUCAAGGGUAUGACCUCCAUCUCACUGCCCAGUGUCAUGGAUCCAGGUGCCUUUGAGACUGUCCUGGCCUCCGCUUACACUGGCCGCCUCAGCAUGGCUGCUGCUGACAUUGUCAACUUCCUCACUGUGGGGUCCGUGCUCCAAAUGUGGCACAUUGUGGACAAGUGCACUGAGCUCCUCCGUGAAGGCCGGGCCUCAGCCACCACCACGGUUACCACCUCUGCAGCCACCUCAGUCACUAUCCCUGGUGCCGGGGGCCCAGCAGGGAGUGGGGGCACUGUGGCCCCUGCCACCAUGGGCUCUGUGCGCUCCCAUGCCUCCAGUCGAGCAAGUGAGAACCAGUCCCCGAGCAGCAGCAACUACUUCAGCCCCCGGGAGUCCACUGAUUUCUCAUCUUCCUCCCAAGAGGCAUUUGCAGCUUCUGCAGUGGGCACUGGGGAGAGACGAGGAGGUGGCCCUGUAUUCCUGGCCCCUGUGGUUGGUAGUGGUGGGGCCACCUCUGGGAAGUUGCUGCUGGAGGCGGAUGAGCUGUGCGACGAUGGUGGGGAUGGCAGGGGGGCGAUGGUCCCUGGGGCUGGACUCCGUCGGCCCACCUAUGCACCCCCGAGCAUCAUGCCACAGAAACACUGGGUAUAUGUAAAGCAGGGUGGAAACUGCCCAGCGCCAGCGCCUCUGGUUCCCCAAGAUCCGGAUCUGGAGGAGGAGGAGGAGGAGGAAGACCUGGUGUUGACCUGUGAGGAUGAUGAAGAUGAAGAGCUGGGAGGUGGCUCAGGGAUCCCAGCAGGGGGAGGGCCUGAGGCUACCCUCAGCAUCAGUGAUGUCCGGACCCUGACUGAGCCCACAGUCAAGGGGGAGGAGCAGGUCAACUUCUGUGAGUCCUCCAAUGACUUUGGACCCUAUGAGGGUGGGGGUCCCGGGACAGGGCUGGAUGACCCAGGGGGGCCUACCCCCUCUUCCUACACACCCUCCCACCCUCCACGGCCCCUGCUUCCCCUGGACAUGCAGGGCAACCAGAUCCUGGUGUUCCCAUCUUCCUCUUCCUCCUCACAGGCUCCAGGCCAGCCAUCAGGGAACCAGGCAGAGCAUGGGGCAGUAACCCUGGGGGCCACAUCAGCAGGGGGCUUGGGCCUGUCAGGGGGCACUGGCGGUGCUGCUGGGGGAACUGGUGGCGGCGACGGGAAUAAGAUCUUCCUGUGCCACUGUGGGAAGGCCUUCUCGCACAAGAGCAUGCGGGACCGGCAUGUGAACAUGCACCUCAACCUGCGGCCCUUUGACUGCCCCGUGUGCAACAAGAAGUUCAAGAUGAAGCACCACCUGACCGAGCACAUGAAGACACACACAGGCCUCAAGCCCUAUGAAUGCGGUGUCUGCGCCAAGAAGUUCAUGUGGCGCGACAGCUUCAUGCGCCACCGGGGACACUGUGAGCGCCGGCACCGCCUGGGUGGGGGCGGGCCCGGAGGCGGAGGCGGGGCUGGGCCUGGGCCGCCCACUGGGCCAGCCUUGCUGCCCAAACGAGAGUCCCAAGGGGCAGGUGGUGGUAGCGGCGAUGAGACAAGUGGGGCCACGUCCCCGCCGAGCCGAAGGGUCUGGUCCCCAACUAGCGUUCACAAGGUGGAGAUGGGCUUCAAUGGGGGCGGAGGGGCAAACUGAGGGGGCAGAGCUAUUAGGGUUAUCUUUCGGGAAAGAGGGAAUAGGGAGUACCAGCUACGCGCGCUGUGGCUCUGGGUAAUCUCCUACCACACUUAGUCUUCCUUAUCUCUGUGGACUUGUAUAUACUUGGGAAGGGGAAUCAAGUUGCACCACCGUCAACCCAUUCCACUCCUCAGCCACACCCCAUUCCGCAGAAAUUAUCCCCAGAACUAAGCCCUUCCUUCCCCUCACAGGGGUAUACUGAAGCCCUAGCUCCACAGAGUAGGGCGUACAUGGGAGGGGGAAGGGGAGGGGGACUGUUGAGCAUCCCGGAGUAAUAGGAUCAAAGGUCAGGUGGUCGUAGUUUGUGCCUGAAGUCUGUGUUUGUGUUGUUGUGGGGACCAGGCCUUCGAGCCCUACCCUUGUCCCAGAACCUAUCUCCCGCAGAGAUUGUGUCUCUUAUUUCUACCCUACCCCUCUUCUUCCUCCCCCCAACCCCCUUAGUGUUCCCCAACUCGGUUCUCAGUGGGGAGGGAGUGGAGACAAGGAGGGAAUAAGUCAUAGGAGUACAAGGUUUUUAUUUUAAAUCUUUUUUUUUUU